GCAUAUUCAAUCGCGUCAUGAAUGAAUGAUCGUUUUUCGUUGUUCUGCCCCUUCUGUUUUGACCUGUUUUUUGACACGCCACUGAGGUCCAUGGAAAUUUGGCGUGGCCGCUUUUUCCCGAGGAUAUUUUUUUGCUAAACUUGUGGAUUCGAUCUCGGCGACAAACGCAACCAACGCACGAAACGCUAGACGUAGCAAAGUUGCAGCGUUGCAGCGAGAGUGGCGCGCGCGGUCGAGCCGAACGUUGGCGAGUGACAGGUGGUUUGACGUUUGCCCGCCGCCAUCGUCGUCAGCACGGCCUGCCAUAUUGCGCGUGAUAAUCGGAGGAGUAAGCGAGAUUUGCAUCGACGUUCGUGCGAACUCGAUGACACAGUGAAUCGAGCUUACAGAUCGAGAACGAGCGCGCGGACAACGCCAACGCCUCUCUGCGAUUCCAGUUCGAGUAGCAGUAGCGACCAGUUUAAGAUUCCUGUGCACGACGCCGAUCUACGAGCGUGUGAGUUCAAAAUGUCGACAGGUCCAUAUAAUUAUUCCUAUAUUUUUAAAUAUAUCAUCAUAGGAGAUAUGGGAGUAGGCAAGUCAUGCUUGCUUCAUCAAUUUACAGAAAAAAAGUUUAUGGCGGAUUGUCCACAUACCAUUGGUGUAGAAUUUGGGACUAGAAUUAUUGAAGUAGCUGGACAAAAGAUAAAACUGCAAAUAUGGGACACUGCUGGACAAGAACGAUUUAGAGCAGUUACCAGAUCAUAUUAUCGGGGUGCGGCUGGAGCUUUAAUGGUAUAUGAUAUUACACGACGUUCAACUUACAAUCACCUCAGUAGCUGGCUGACAGACACGAGAAAUUUGACAAAUCCGAGCACUGUAAUAUUCUUAAUUGGUAAUAAGAGUGAUCUCGAAGGACAACGUGAUGUUACUUAUGAAGAAGCGAAACAUUUUGCUGACGAAAAUGGUUUAAUGUUCGUUGAAGCGAGCGCAAAGACAGGCCAUAAUGUAGAAGAAGCUUUCUUGGAAACAGCAAAGAAAAUAUUCCAGAGUAUACAAGACGGAAGAUUGGACCUAAAUGCGGCAGAAUCUGGUGUGCAACAUAAUCCCAGUCAACCAGGUCGCACAAGUCUUGGAGUGACUAAUGAACAGCAAGGAGCAAAGGACUCUUGCUCUUGUUAGGUCUUAUUUGUUUGUAUAUAGAUAUAUUAAUUGAUCAAUACCACUAUUAAUGCAUAUAUAAUUUGUACUAAGUGUAGCUGGCAGAUUAUCUUGUAGCCUGUAUCCUCCCUUUGAUAAGCAGUCUACUUAAAAACCAAAAAAAAAAAAAAAAGAAAGAAAGAAAGAAAAAAAUCUGAAUAUGGAACAUGUUCACGAUAUUUUUUUUAAAUAGCGUCGAUCUACAAUAAUACAAAUGUUAUAAAUUUACGACACGAUGUAGAAACGUUUCGCAAAUGUGAGAAAUAACUCCAAUAACGCUACUAGUUUUUUGACGCGGCAACGGUCUCGAUCGAAAUCGAUUAAUAAACCUGCUUUUUUGUAUAUUUACUGCAACUUACUACAUACUAUUUAUAUAUUACGUGCAUUUUGUUGUGAAGCAGCGAGCCUAUUCUGUAACUUUCAACGCAUGCGUUACAGGCAUGACGUGCAUGUGUUGCAAAUCUGCACAGAUAAAAUUAUGUAUUACAAAUAGCAGCGCAACGAUGAUUAAAGAUAUUGCUGAAAUGUCGUUUAUAAGUUACAGAAUAAGGAGCACAGAUAUACGUGACGGAAGAUAAUUCGUCUAGAAAACACGUAUAAUAAUAGAGAUUAUUAUACAUGUUCGUAGAAUCAAUCUUCCUCGUAUGUUUCAACAAUAAGUUGCUUUUGAAAUGACUGAACAGCGAAUAUAAUUAGUUCACAUCCAUCUUGGGAGGAUUAUACGUUUGUUGUAAUAUGUGCAAAUUUUUGCUUUAAGGAAUUUAAUCAAUGAAAAAUAACUGAAUUAUGAGCAGUCAGAUUUUUCAAUCACUUUUUAAAUCUUUGCAUGAUAGGAUAUGCACAUUCAAGUGCAAAUUUCGAAAAUAAAAAGAAAGAGAAAGAGAAAGAUUUCAGUUACCGUUGAAACUAAUUAUAAACGAAGAGAGAAUGUAGGGAUCAAUUCUUUUUAUUAAUAUUUAAAAGAUUAUAUAUCUAUUCUUGAUGAAAAACGUAAAUGAAUAUAUAAACAUAUAUGUACACAUACACAAGGUAAUACUAAAAUUUGACAUGUUCUUCUUUUAGUAAUAAAUUAAAAUGGUGCAUACUUUUUCUUGUUUGCUUUAAUUAGUUGUUUAAAAUUUAUCUUUAAUUUAUACGAGAGUAUCACGUUACGUAUGUGUAAAAUAAUGUAGUUUAAGUAUGUUUGUAACAUCACACGCGGUUUAGCAUUCCUUUUUUUUUACACAUUUCUUUCAUGUAUUAAGCGGAUUUGACAUAAAAAUGCUUGUUGCGAAUUGAGAAGUAGAAUUAACAAAUGUUUGUUAUUUUUCAAUUCUGCCUGCAAUAUUGAGGCCUCAUUCGAACUAAAUGUUGAUAUAUAUAUAUAUUUAUUAUACAUAUAUAUAUAUAUGUAUAUAUAUAUAUAUAUAUAUAUAUCGGUGCGGCUUCACACAGAAAGUUGUAUAAGCUCUAUCUAGAUACGAUUUGAUGGUGUAAAAGUAAGACGAUGUUGAAUGCAGAAAAAUGAGAGACACAAGAAAAUUGCGCGAAAAAACCUCGCAACGAAGAUAAUGAUUUUAACAUUCUCUUUGCUUUUGUGUGACGUUUUGUGUAAACAAUUUAUAUUAUUAAUGUGAGAAAAUGCGAAGAUUCGCCUGGAAUAAAUAAAUGCAAAAAUCAA
This is a messenger RNA of Pseudomyrmex gracilis, 2839 nucleotides long. RefSeq names its product ras-related protein Rab-14 (gene Rab14). Gene Ontology annotation, biological process: phagosome maturation; defense response to bacterium; endocytic recycling. Lineage: Eukaryota; Metazoa; Arthropoda; Insecta; Hymenoptera; Formicidae. The transcript has 7 exons. Gene Ontology annotation, molecular function: GTP binding; GTPase activity. The coding region runs from base 508 to 1161 and encodes 217 amino acids. Gene Ontology annotation, cellular component: recycling endosome; phagocytic vesicle; Golgi apparatus. The record is from RefSeq and is a predicted model, not a curated record.